This is a messenger RNA of Salvelinus namaycush (lake trout), 984 nucleotides long. Its product is annotated as N-acetylgalactosamine-6-sulfatase-like. The annotation marks the transcript as partial. The record is from RefSeq and is a predicted model, not a curated record. The transcript is spliced from 9 exons. NCBI's taxonomy places the organism in Eukaryota, Metazoa, Chordata, Actinopteri, Salmoniformes, Salmonidae. Gene Ontology annotation, molecular function: iron ion binding; arylsulfatase activity; oxidoreductase activity, acting on paired donors, with incorporation or reduction of molecular oxygen.
UAUUACUCCUCAGCCAGAGCUUCACUUCUGACAGGACGAUUACCAGUUAGAAAUAGAUUCUAUACCACCAAUGCCCAUGCCAGGAAUGCCUACACACCCCAGGAGAUAGUAGGAGGGAUCUCAAAGGAUGAAAUUCUAUUACCACAGGUACUGAAGAAGAAAGGUUACGUCAACAAGAUCAUCGGCAAGUGGCAUCUUGGUCACAGAGCUCCUCACCUACCUCUGGAGCAUGGUUUUGAUGAAUGGUUUGGUGCUCCAAACUGCCACUUCGGGCCCUACAACAGCAGCGACAGGCUUAAUGUCCCGGUCUACAACAACUCUCAGAUGGUGGGAAGAUACUAUGAGGAGUUUGGGAUCGAUAAGAAAAUUGGAGAAUCUUACCUUACACAAAUCUACUUGGAGGUACAGUACAGUGGUGGAGCUGGACUACAGUGUUGGACAGAUCCUGUCCUGGCUGCGUGCUUAGGGCAUCGAAAAGGACACCUUUGUGUUCUUCACCUCAGACAACGGGGCCGCAGUGAUGUCCGGCCCCAAGUGAGCCAGCAGCUGCGGACUGUGGUGGAUCUGUUCAGCACCAGUCUGUCUGUGGCUGGCCUCAGCGUUCCAGACGACAGGCUCAUAGAUGGACUGGACCUCAGCCCUGUCCUCCAUAACAACACACUCAUCAACAGGCCCAUCUACUAUUACCGCGGCAGCGGGAUGAUGGCAGUCAGGGUUGGGCCUUACAAGGCCCACUAUUGGACGUGGAGCAACUCAUGGGAGGAGUUUAACCAGGGCAUUCACUUCUGUCCAGGCCAAGAGGUGGCAGGCGUGACCACCCACACCCAACAGGAACACACAAUGCAGCCACUCAUCUUCCACCUGGGGCGGGACCCCGGGGAGAAAUAUCCUAUCAGGCUGCUGGCCAUGUGCUCCUUGGGCACCCAGCUGGACCGGCUGGCCGUCAUUAAUCUCUGUCUGCACCUAAAGAGCCACUUAAGAUGA